AACAGUAACAACACCAACAUGGAGUGGGUUUGAAGAAUGCGUUGGCAUUUCCUCUUUUCUUUCUUCCUUCCUUCUCAGAGCCUCUCAUCUUCCCUACCCACCUCCACCAUCUCUCCCACGAAAACCAUACCAAAAUCUUUGCACUUUCUUCUUCCAUUCACACCCCUAUUAGGGACAGCAAGGAAAAUUUAGAGAAACAAAAGGCAUUGAUAGCUAUUUCCUACCCUCCAAACCCCUUCCUUCAAUCCAACUCCACAUCGCAACGUUGUUCAUCAUUGGGUCUUAAUUUCCUUUUCGACCCACGAAUUCCUCAAAAGGGUCAAUUUCCCCACAAAAAUACAACCCUUGUGGAAAAAAGGUUGUUUCUUGACUCAAAUUUCUGCCCCAAAAUAGUAGAAAAUGACUGAGGUCCUCCAAUCAUCUCCUUCUUACUUCUCUUCACCUUCAAGCUCCAUGUCCUCCCCAUGUUCCCACAAUGAUGGGUCACACCCGCAUGCCCUUAUUAACAGUGGUUUAGCCAAUGGGGAGGACAGAUUGCAAGAAAUUGACUCAGAGGGUGGACGUGGGGAGAGGAAGGAGAGGGACAGGGAAGGGGAUCAGCUGUCGCUUUUGACACUGUUGGUCGCCGCCGUUAGGAAAUCUUUAAUUGGGUGUAGUGUUUCUGCUGGUAAAGAGUUUUGCUCUAUGGAGAUUGGGGUGCCCACCAAUGUUAGGCAUGUUGCCCAUGUGACGUUUGAUCGGUUCAAUGGGUUUCUCGGUUUGCCGGUUGAGUUUGAGCCGGAGGUUCCCAGGAGGGCUCCUAGUGCCAGUACAACUGUAUUUGGAGUUUCAACAGAAUCUAUGCAGCUUUCAUUUGACUCUAGAGGGAAUAGUGUACCAACAAUACUCCUGCUGAUGCAAAGACACUUGUAUGCCCAAGGAGGCUUGCAGGCAGAAGGAAUUUUCAGAAUUAAUGCUGAUAACAGCCAGGAAGAGUAUGUAAGGGAGCAGCUAAACCGGGGAGUGGUUCCACAUGGGAUAGAUGUGCAUUGCUUGGCAGGUCUUAUCAAGGCCUGGUUUAGAGAACUUCCAAGAGGUGUUUUGGACUCUCUCUCACCAGAUCAGGUGAUGCAAUCUCAGUCAGAAGAGGAGUGUGCUCAGCUUGUUAGGCUCCUUCCGCCAACAGAAGCUGCUCUGCUGGAUUGGGCUAUAAAUUUGAUGGCUGAUGUUGCACAAAUGGAGCAUUUGAACAAAAUGAAUGCACGUAAUGUGGCAAUGGUGUUUGCACCAAACAUGACUCAAAUGUCAGAUCCUUUGACUGCAUUGAUGUAUGUAGUCCAGGUGAUGAAUUUUCUAAAGAUGCUUAUCAUUAAGACACUCAGAGAAAGAGAAGAUUCUAUGGUAGAAUCAGGUCCUGCUUCCCGCCUAGAGCCUUCUGAUAAAAACGGGCACCAAAGCUGUUCACAAGCAUACCCUGAGAAUAAAGAGGAGAGGCUUAACAGUGGAAAUGAAGAAGCAGCCUUUGUUGCUGAAGAACCUGCUACAGAGAGCCCUGUUCAUUCUACUAAAGAGGAAUCUACAAAUGAAGGCAAAUGUCAGAGUCUGCUAAUGUCUAUCGAGAACAUAAUCCCUUCCGGAAAUGAGUGCCUAGUUGAUAACUGCCCUUGUCAUGUUGUUUCCCAAGUAGCCUCUUUAACAAAUGAACUCCGUGAGGGUGGCCUUACAAGUACAAAAGGCAAGAGCAGAAAGGUUCAAUCAAAUGCAAAGCUCAAGAAGGCAUCUACAAAGGUGAAUGAACGACAAAUAAUCUGUGUAGCUGGAGCUGUAGAGAAUAGCCGCAACUACAAGAGAAUGGGGCUUGUAGGCCGACUAAAUUCUCGAGCAGAGCUUUUUGAAGCUUGGAGGUGAACUAAAGGGCAACGAAUGCUGUCCUGUAGAAAAUGGCAUACUCUGUUUCCUUUAGCAGGGGUUGGGGGAGGAGUGUUCUCUAUAUGAUUUCUUAUGUGUUGUUGUAUGUGUUUCACAGUGGAAAUUCUUUAAUCUUUGUUUCACGGCAACAUUUUCCUUAAAAUCUUUUUAACAUUUCUGUUCUUCGUGGGCAAAACAUCAAUAGAAAUUCAUUAACCAA
Messenger RNA from Rubroshorea leprosula, 2107 nucleotides. NCBI's taxonomy places the organism in Eukaryota, Viridiplantae, Streptophyta, Magnoliopsida, Malvales, Dipterocarpaceae. The record is from the annotation of a GenBank genome assembly.